Messenger RNA from Amoebophrya sp. A25, 3304 nucleotides. The record is from the annotation of a GenBank genome assembly. NCBI's taxonomy places the organism in Eukaryota, Dinophyceae, Syndiniales, Amoebophryaceae.
CCAAGAUCGCCGUUUUCUAGCUGAAAAAUGGGCAUGAUUUUACCGACUGUAAGAAUCUAGGAUUCUAUGAGGAUUGCUGGCUGCAUGCUGUUCGUUCAUCUCGUAAAGAUUAAAUACUCAGACUUAGUGGAUUCUUUCAAAAAAACAGAAAAAAAUGGUUGUUGCAUGCAACAUCGAUGUGGGUACCCGUCUUUGCGUUGGAGGUGCGUAUGUGACGGUACGGUGGGGACCCGACGUUUUACCCGGACAAGGCAACGAGCAGUGGUUUGGCAUCGAAUACGACGAGGCUGGAAGAGGUGAAAACCCCUGCAACAACUAUAUUCAUAUCGCCAGCAGGUCUUGUGAUCACAAUAACUGUGUCUAAAUUAUCACCAUGGGUGUAAUUCAGACUACUAUGAAAUAUACACGCAAGUAGAAACAGAUACAAAACUAAUACAGGCAACAUUUCAUUUUUUUUGGAGAAUGAUGCUGUGAUUUUGCUACCACUAGAAUUCUGGUAGUAGAUGACCAUAAAGACUUACCUGCUCUCCGACGACACAGGCAAGCACAACGGGGUCCAUAAUGGCAUUCAGAGAUUCGUAUGUCCGGAAAAGUCUGGGAGCUUCGUGAAAGUAGCGAAAGUGAGCGCACCACUCGAUUUUCAACGGGCGCUCGAAGAGAAAUACACCGACGAAAACAUCCCGCUCGAGUUCCACGACCAUGCGAAGGCACGUACCUACAUUGCUGGGAUCAUGAGAUUAAGAAUGGAUAGCCAAUAAGACCAGCUUGUGCAUCGAUCAUGAGAAAGCACGAGUUUGCGUGAUAAACUGGCUCGUAUGAUGAAGGCGCCGCUGAAAACAGUAAAUUACCCAUUCAGAAAAGAAUUAAAAGUACACGGCUGAAAGUCAAGUUGUAAAGUGUUCGAAUAACUCUUGAAAACAAUGAUCAGCAGGUUCACGUCCUAUCGAGUUUGUGGGUCGCGAGCAGGUAGUAGAAAGGCUCGGGGCAUUCCAGAGCCAAGGCGAGAUCAAUUUGUCCGAGGCCUCCGUUGGGGAUGCAUCGUGGCGAAAUUGCCUUGAGUUCCCAAAUUUGCAACGCCUGUCGUUAGACUGGAACUUGAUAACGCGGUGGGCAACUUUGCACUCAAUUUACACUGGCUGUCCGAAGCUCGAAUUUUUGAGUCUCACCGGCAACAGGCUACGACUACUACAUGAUGAUGACACCUCUUGCGCUGGUAGUGCUAGCGGGAUGUCUGUGGAGAACGAAGUUGCAGACGACGCACCGUCUACGCAGGAGAGCCAAGGGUCUUCUGCUUCGGACACUAGAAUCUCAGCAACGGAGGAAGCCUCACGCGCCGCAUCAUCUUCGUCUUCAAGUGAUAUUUCCAACAAUAUCAGCCUCCUUAACAUGCGUCCAUGCCUCUCAUUGAAGGCGUUAGUGCUGAAUCAGACAGGCGUACGAUGGGAAGGGUUUCCGGCUGCGCUGUUUAAGGCUUCUGCAGAUCAUGCAUCCUCACCAGCCUUCUACUUGCCUAAUUUCUCAAAAGGGAAAAAUAACAACUUUUUCUCACAAACAGUUUUUUCCUAGUUUUUGAACUCUAGUGAAAAACGACAAUAAGGCGGCAAGAGGAAGGGUCUCCUGAAGGACGUCGAUGAUGUAGCAGCAGCUCUAAGCCUUUUCCGAAUCUAGAAGAGCUUCAUCUGCGCGGCAACGGGUGGACCGAGGUCCCGUCCGAACUUCCUGAUCGGUUUCCAGCACUAAGGCACUUGCAGCUAGAAGAUAAUCUUAUAGCAGCUUGGCCACCGUUGCUGCAGCAAUUUCGCAGGCUCACGCUCCUGCGUCAUGUAGACCUGUCUGGCAAUCAACUGCCUGACGUAAAUGUGGACGUCGCCGGUGUCGGAGAAGUGGAGCGAGAAGAAGACAAGGGCCAAACGACCUUCUUGCUGCCGGAGAGUCUGACAAGUUUCUCCGUAGCCAGGAAUCGCAUUGCAGAGUGGCGUACAGUUGCGUGGCUCGCGAAACGCCCCUUGAUUAAGGCUAGUUGUAUUUCAUUAUCUGGCGUGAAUCAUGAAAUAUAGGGUCAAUAGUACAUUGUCUAUCUAUGCAUUAUGUGGCGUGAGGUGUCCCCGUGAUGAAUCUCGGGAGACACAUAAGGCACACACGACCCUCAGCCACGAGUGAUGAGAGACUACCGCUAACCUACAGAGCUUAGUAGUACAAGAAAAUCCGCUUGCGGCGAGCGGGCAAGCGCAGGCCUUGCGACAGAUUUUGAUUGCAGUGAUGCCAUCAGUGAUGAGACUCAACGCCUCAGAAAUCACGUCAAGGGAGCGGGCUAACGCGGAGCGGCUAUUUCUAUCACUAGCUGGAAACGCGAGUAUCGCUGAGGUAAUGUGUGUCGUGGAUCCAGCGGAGAAACACCGAAAACGGCUCGAGGCCAUCCACGGUGAAGGACUAGUGUACCAGCAAAACUCAGGGCAUGCGGUACUUGUUGUUCCUCCAGUCUACUUUUCUCAAUUCUUAUGAUAAUGAUGUAUACUGGGAUUAGAAGACGGCCACUUUUUCGUGAGAUAUUCUCUUUUCCUGUCUGCGAACAACCGCUCUGAUGCAUCCAAUGAUUGCAUGAUCACCAACUUCAUUCAUCAGGGUGGGAGUGCGUUCGGUGCGAGCCUGCUCGAGGUGCGACUACAGCCUGUGGCGGGGUGCAUCCUAGACCUUCCUGCGUUGACGAAGAAGGUUCCUGGAACUCUGAGUGUUGAAGGCGUGAAAGCGUUCUGCCACAACUGUUUUCAAAAACGGCUGCCCGCGAAAAAAAUGCGACUGUCGGUUGUGAAUCCUGGAGAUCCAGUGAGCACAGUACUACAGCAAGAGGACGAUCCCAGAGAACUCUGCUUCUAUGCGCAGAAUGGAGCGGAAAUUCAGAUAGACGAACUCGAAAUUGCUGGAUGAAUUAGAAUUUCUUUUCACCAUCUGCAGACCACAAAAAGGAUACAACGUGUCCCGACUUUAACGAGAAAGUACUUUCGCUGCCUUGUGCUCUUUCCCCAUUCACAGAAACACCGACCACCGAGUAGAGCCCUGUUAUCAGCUCGCAGCAAGAUCAUGGAGACCGCGCGUAAGUGGACUGAGCAUUACGAGUAGUCACUGUUCGACAUAUAACUCCCUCAUGGCUCGAUCUAUCAUCUACUGUCCAUCACCUACUAAUAGAUGAUACUGUCUUGUCCUGCUCCUGAUCCAAUAAGAUGAAUUUUUACACACGUGAGAUGAUCCAGUGCCGAAUCAUGACACAGACACACACGUGACAACGUGGUCCCAUACCGAAUUACUC